Aspergillus luchuensis is the source of this 1422-nucleotide messenger RNA. RefSeq lists its product as uncharacterized. NCBI's taxonomy places the organism in Eukaryota, Fungi, Ascomycota, Eurotiomycetes, Eurotiales, Aspergillaceae. The coding region runs from base 1 to 1422 and encodes 473 amino acids. The record is from RefSeq and is a predicted model, not a curated record. The transcript has a single exon.
AUGCUGCGCGUCCUGAUCGCUUCAAGAGACCGAAAGGCAGUUACCGUUAAGGAAAACCUUAAUGCGUUAAACUUUCAUUCCCAUCUCUUCUUCCUAGACAACCGCGAGUCAAUCUCCCAUGGAAGACCUUCUACCUGGCAUGACACCGCCUCAGAGCUCUCUGUGAUACACCUUGAAGGCGAACGGACACAUCACCUCAUGGAGAACGACGAGCAACUGCAUACACAUUUCAUCAAUAUGACGAGCAACGACAUGACAAUGCGAAACUUGCCCCAGAUAGGGUGCCCUUAUUGUUUUCCCAACUGUUACUCAAUCUUCGAACCCGGAAGAACCGCCGCAGCAGCACACGGGCUUCAGUUUCUAACUGAAGAGCAAACUCAUCACAACAAGCCGCAGGAGAUAAUGCACUUCAUCAAAGUUGAGGAUGGUUGUCAGUUCGAGAUCCUUGAUGCCCACCCACACGUCCCACAGACAUCAUUCGCCGAUGAUAAUCUUUAUUCCAGCGAUGCUGCUUCUGAUAUAAACCACCAGGCCGAUGAUAUGAAUGAUUAUUUUGCGGUCAGCGAGCCCGUCCCACCCCUUAUGGCGGAGGGGGAAACACCACUCGGGGCACCCAUAACCAUCCUCGAUGAAUGCAUAUCUCAGAACAGUGUGCCUCUUCUUGAACGGGACUGGACAAGCGUGGAAGAAGUAGCACUAUCUGAGUCCCAAAGGUCGUCACUUGAGAUUCCAGCACCAGCUGCAGAUAGCAUUCUUGAUGCAGCUAGCACAUCGCUUCCUUUGCUAGCUGCACAGGUUCAUCAAUUAUCGCACUCAGCCAGUGAAGACACUAGUUCUGGUCUAUCCAUAUGGGACGCAGGGAACUUGUCGAAUGAGGCGCAAUUUUACGGAGAAAUCAACAGCGCACUGGCUCAGCUUGCGGCAGCGAACAUUCAUCUGGAUCCGUCCACAUUUGAGAGUGACGGUUCAAGCGCUGCCCAGUCCCUACUCCUCCCAGGGGCCUCCCAAAAGGCUGAUUGCCCGGCCAUGCUUUCGAUCGGAAGUGGAUGCGCAGCCAACCAAAGGUGUAAUGAAUCCUUUCCUAUCACCAAUUCCUACCAGCACCAUGAGAGCCGGUAUAGACUUAAUGAGCCUUGGCCGCUACCGAGUUCCAGUGACAUAAGCCAUGUUGACCAAGGGAAACUACUUGGCAGGCCACUUACGUGCCUACGUGACAAGAGAAACGCAUUCUUAAUCGACUGUAAGCUCCGUGGGUUGUCAUAUAAAGAUAUCAAAAGGAUUGGCGGUUUCAAGGAGGCCGAGUCGACUCUGCGUGGCAGAUUCCGCACGUUGACAAAAUCUAAAGAGCAACGCGUGAGGAAGCCACAAUGGCAUCAAAACGACGUAAGUCACCUAUCCCGGUUACUUUUCUCAUCCCCCUAG